AUGGCCGAUCUCUCACCACCUGAGCGCCUGUCCACGACACUGGGCGAUGGGCGCCACGUCGACAUUUGGAUGGUACCAUCGACGGGCUGGGAGACCAACUUCGUCGUGCAGGUGGCCAUGCGCGUGCGGAGGGCGCUUGCACCGCUGCUCGUGCCAAAGUCCGCUCCCACCGUCACCGGCACGUUUGGCAUCCGCGCGCUCUCAAAGGCGCAAGGCGUGCGCUACGUCGCCGCCGAGCCGGCGCCGCCUACCUUUGAAGUUUUAAAGGCAAACCUCCUCGGCUCCGACGGCCAGGGGGCUGGGUCGUUCUUCGACCUCAACCGGAAAGACUAUGGGCAUGCGCUGGCGCCGCCCUACCCAGGCAAUGUCACGCUGGUCAACGCAGCGGUGACGUCAGCGCCCGGCACCCUGCCCUUCACCUGGUACCCCUCUGCGCCCGGCAACAGCACCCUGGUGCCCGAUGAGAAGGUCGCCAUGCAGGCGCGCUCGGGCUGGUUCAUGUCUGAGACGCUGCAGGGGCCCCGCAGCUUUGACGUCCGCGCGCUGACCCUGGACGGCCUGCUGGCAGAGGCGGGGGUGGAGGGGCCCGUCGCGCUGCUCAAGGUGGACGUGGAGGGCGCUGAGCUGGACGUGCUGCGGGGGGCCAGCCCCGCCCUGCUGCAGCGGGUGCAGCAGGUGGUGCUGGAGGUGCACGACUGCCUGCCGGGUGAGUUUGACCAGGGUGCAAGCCCGUUCACGGACGCCGCCCCCGGCCCCCUGGCCGACGCCCUCACCGAGGCGCGCGCUGCCAUGGCGGCCUACAAGGCCGCCGCCGCCGCCAACCCAGAGUCCCCGCCGCCGCCGCCGCUUGAAAAGAUGGCGAAGAUCGUGCUGCCGGGCCCGCGCGGCGGCGGGAUCGACGGGGACGCUGUGCGAUUUGAGGAGACCAGCGCCAUCGGCUUGCCCACGCAGCCGCCGCGCGACGGGGGCCGGACGAUGGCGGUGGUUGAGCUGCUGCGGGCUGCAGGGUUCAGGGUGGUGGUGGCGUGCCCGUUGGGGUUGACCCUCAACUACUCGGUCUAUGCCAGACGCUCGGCACCGGCUUAG
Monoraphidium neglectum is the source of this 1086-nucleotide messenger RNA. RefSeq lists its product as hypothetical. NCBI's taxonomy places the organism in Eukaryota, Viridiplantae, Chlorophyta, Chlorophyceae, Sphaeropleales, Selenastraceae. The record is from RefSeq and is a predicted model, not a curated record. Bases 1 to 1086 code for a protein of 361 amino acids. The transcript has 6 exons.